Helianthus annuus (common sunflower) is the source of this 4710-nucleotide messenger RNA. Its product is annotated as probable LRR receptor-like serine/threonine-protein kinase At3g47570. The record is from RefSeq and is a predicted model, not a curated record. Gene Ontology annotation, biological process: protein phosphorylation. Gene Ontology annotation, molecular function: protein kinase activity; ATP binding. Lineage: Eukaryota; Viridiplantae; Streptophyta; Magnoliopsida; Asterales; Asteraceae. The transcript is spliced from 2 exons. The coding region runs from base 2995 to 4053 and encodes 352 amino acids.
CCAUAUUGUCAGGCAUGUUUUCUUGUCGAAUGGGAUUUGGUUCAUGAUGCUCUUCAGUAGGAUUCCGGUCCUCUAUGCUUUGAUCAAUCGGCACUGCACCAUCUUCUAAUAUCAUGUAUGGAGUUUCAUUUAAUUCAUUAUUGACGACCCACCUUUUACUUUCGUCAAAAAUCACAUCUCUGCUUAUAGUGAUCUUGUUAGUCAAAGGAUUAAAUAACUUAUAUCCUUUACUAUUUUCACUGUACCCAACGAAUAUCAUCUUUUCCGUUUUAUCAUCCAAUUUAUUCCACUUCUGUUUGGGUAUGUGGACAUAGGCUACACUACCGAAAACCUUUAAGUGUUCCACAUUUGGUUUUCUUCCAUUCCAUGCUUCGAAUGGAGUUACAUUUGGUCUAGUCUUUGUAACCGUACGAUUCAGUAUGUAUGUGGUGCAUGCUAUUGCUUCUGCCCAGAACUUGUUUGGCAAUUUUUUCAUGCUCAACAUACUUCUACUUAACUCCAUUAGUGUCCUAUUCUUCCUUUCCGCUACCCCGUUUUGUUGGGGUGAGUAACUAUUUGUAAGUUGAUGAUGAAUCCCAUUUGCAUUUAAGUACUCUUGAAAUGAUUUUCCACAAUAUUCCCCUCCGCGAUCUGUUCUUAACGUUUUAAUCGUGUGAUCGGAUUGAUUUUCGGAUAAUGCUUUAAAUAGCUUGAAGUAACUUAAUGCCUCGGACUUGAGUUUAAGAAAAUACACCCAAGUUUUCCUAGAAUAAUCGUCAAUAAAGGUAAUGAAGUACCUGCAUCCACCAAUGGACUCCGUUCUCAUCGGACCGCAUAUAUCAGAAUGAAUAAGUUGGAGUGGUUUAGUUGCUUGCCACUUUGUUUUAUUUGGAAAAACUUUUCUUGCUUGCUUGCCCGAUACACACCCCUCACAUAUACUUGUGUCUCUUGAAAUCUUUGGUAAACCAUACACUAUAUCUUUGUUUCCCAUAUCUGCUAGUGUAUCAAGAUUUACAUGUCCAUACCUCUUAUGCCAUAGGAUGGAGGUUUCCUUGGUAGUCAUGGUUAAUGCUAAUGUUAAAUCCUUUUCAGGGUGGAGAGGAAACAUUUUGUUGUUUGUCAUUUUUAUUUCACCCAAUGUUCCGUUUCUAACAUCCUUUAUAAUGCAUUUAUUCUCUUGAAAUGUAAUCGUAUAACCCCUUUUUAUGAGUUGACCAACGCUUAACAGAUUGUGCCUUAAACCUUUGACAUAGAACACGUCUUUUACCCUUUUGUUUUGCCCUUGUAUUGCGAUUUUGAUCUCCCCACUGCCUAGAACUUCUAGUUUUUUAACAUCACCGGUUCUUACCUCUUUUCUUAUUGACUCAUCCAACGAUGUGAACAAGUUUCGAUUUCCUGUCAUGUGGUUGCUGCAACCACUGUCUAAAUACCAGUGAUCGUUGUUAUCAGUUUCUUCCAUAUUCAGAAUCAUAAACAUUGAAUCAUCCGUCUCCUUUUCCUCCGGUUCAUCAUCUUGAUGAAUUAACAUGUUGUCUGUUCCGUUUUCAACUUUCUGUUUGCAAAACUUGGCGGUGUGACCCAGUUUUUGACAAUUAUAACAUCUAAUAGAACUUAGGUAACGAUCCCUAAUUCUACCACGUCCUCUUCCUAUUCCACCGUUUCGAUUCUGUCUAAAUCUGUCCUGAUUGGCGUUCUGAACUUGGAACGCAUGUUCGAUUGGUGGAUCUUCGUAUCUUUUCAUCCGUAACUCAUGGGAUUGUAGGAUUCCCAUUAACUCUUCGGUGGAAACAUCCUCUAAAUUCUUUGUUUCCUCUAUAGUGAUCACAACCGACUCAAAGUUUCGAGUCAUACUGCGUAGAAUUUUUUCUACAAUUCGUUGUUCACUAAUUUUCUCUUCGUUCAUUCUUAAUUGGUUCACUAUUAGGGUUAUUCUAUUGAAAUAAUCUUCAACAGAUUUCCCAUCGUUCAUUUUUAACGCAUCAAAUUCACAUCUAAGGGUUUGAAGUCUUACAGUUUUUACCCGAUUUUCUCCCUUGUACGAUUUGUGUAAAAUGUUCCAGGCCUCCUUUGAUGAAUUCGUCAUGGCAAUCCUCUCGAAUACAGUAUCGUUCACUGAUUGAAAUAUUAUGUGUAGAGCACGUUUGUCCCUUUUUAUUGACUCUCGGUAUGCAGUAUUGGCUUCAUUUGUUGGAUUGUUUCCCAACUCUUGAUAUCCAUCUUCAACAAUGCUCCAUAAUUCUUGUGAUUCAAGCAACACUUUCAUUUGAAUGUGCCAGUGAUAAUAAUUUUGCCCUGUGAGUUUUGGAAUUUGGGUUUGAAUUCCCUGCGAUUGAUUCAUCUUCGUCUGAUCCUUCCUGAAUACGGUUGAUUUGAUUUGAAUGAUGUUCGGAUCGUUAUGGCUCUGAUACCACUAUGUUGGAAUUCCUUGCAGUAUGCGAUAUUGAAUAAGGGUUCUGCAGAUCUCUUUUGUUCAUAAAAAUGAAUUGAUAAAACACUUGAAAAGAUACAUCCGAGUAUAUAUAUGUAUUCGGGGCAUACAUGAGAUAACCGCCCCAAAUGAUAAUGAAUAAAACAUACUAACCUAACAUAAGUUUAAUCUAAUAUGUGACAUAAAUAUAUAAUGAAUCUAGCUUAUAUAUAUAUUAAUUAUACUUGUCUAACAUUGACAUAAGCUUCAACUUAUUUUCGGGAUCCUUUCCUUCAUCGUUGGGAUCUUUACAAGCCCUCGAAUUCCUUGAUGCCUCACAUAACAACAUCACCGGCGAAAUCCCGACUUUUUUAGAAGUAAUUCCUUUGAAGAAUCUCAACAUAUCUUUCAACAAUUUAGAGGGCCAGGUGUCGAGAAAAGGAGUGUUUGCCAACGCAAGUUCGGUAUCUAUUCUUGGCAAUAGUCGGCUUUGUGGCGGCGUGCCUGAACUUCAGUUACCCAAGUGCCGGUCUAAUAAGAAGAAAAAUAAGUUGAGCCUUGCAGUUAUAUUAGUGAUUUCUUUUGGUUCGGUUCUGCUUUUUGUAGUCAUGGUGUUGUUUUUUGCAUGUUAUCCGUGGAAAAAGAAAGUUGAAGACGGUCCACAAAAGACUGCCUCAUGGGAGUACCUAAGUCAGGUUUCUUAUUAUACGCUCAACAAUGCAACCAAUGGGUUUUCCACUGAAAACUUAAUCGGUGAGGGGAGCUUUUCAUCUGUAUAUAAAGGGAACCUUGAUACGGACGGUGCGAAUAUUGUUGCUAUCAAAGUACUAAACCUCCAUCAUCGAGGUGGUUCCAAGAGCUUCGUUUCCGAAUGUGAGGCACUGAGAAAUACUCAACAUAGAAACCUAGCAAAAGUCAUAACUUGUUGCAGUGGCAUUGACUUCCAAGCCAACGAUUUCAAAGCCAUAGUUUAUGAAUUCAUGCCAAACGGAAGUGUAGACAGAUGGUUACAUAACCCCCAAAGUGAACUCCAUCAACUCAGUCUGAUUCAGAGGGUGUGUAUCGUGCUGGACGUAGCAUAUGCGCUUGAUUAUCUUCAUCAUCAUGCUGGAACGACUAUUGUGCACUGUGAUUUGAAGCCAAGCAACAUUCUUCUCGAUGAAGAUAUGGUUGCACAUGUUGGAGACUUCGGGCUUUCAAAGAUUCUUCAAUCUGAGUACCAACAUAGAUAUAAUAGCAGCUCAACUGGAGUUAGAGGAACCAUUGGGUACGCAGCUCCAGAAUAUGGGGUUGGGAGCAUAGUGUCAAGAAAUGCAGAUAUGUACAGUUUUGGGAUAAUGUUGCUGGAGAUGAUGACAUGUAAGAAGCCUACGGACAUCAUGUUUGGAGAAGAGCUCAGCCUACACAGCUAUGCUGAGAAAGCCAUGGGUGAUGGUGCACUGGAGAUCGUUGAUCCAGUGCUUCUGAAAGAUGACAAGACGAUUGGACCGACGACCAACAAGGAAGAAAUAACAGGUUACAUGAAUCAUGAAAGGUGUUUGCGUUUGUUACUGGAAGUUGGUGUGUCAUGUUCCAUGGAAUCGCCACAAAACAGAAUGGACACGGCUAGUGUUAUCCAAAAGCUCCAAUUGAUAAAGAAUGCCAUUUUAGGGAAUUCUACCCUUUAGAUUAUCUUCUGUUUAAACUAUUAAAAUAUGAUUCAACACUCCCAUGCACGUGAGAAAAUCGUUGGUUCAUUAUGCACAUGGGUUUAUCUGCUUCCAAUAUAUUCGAAUAAGUUUAGGUUGUUAUGGAGUCCGAGUCAUAUGGUUUACGUUAGCUGAUCGUUGGAGAGUCUGCCUAUUUAUAUAUCCUUUUUGCGUCUGUUUAUGUAUUCACUUUCAAAGCAAGAAACAAGUUGAGUUAAUCGUGCAAUUGAUCUUAUUGUGUGUUUCCGUGAGAUUAUUAUAAGUACUAAUACCAAUAGUGGUAUCAGAGCUUGACAGAGAUCCUUUAUUUGUAGAAUUGUCGUCGUCCAGUGGGUUUCAUUGUGAUAUUGUGAAACACGAACAAUCAAGUAUGAUCGAAUGUAACAGUGAAUUGUGAAUUAGAAGUGUUUGUGAAAGAGAGAUUAAAACAGAAAACAAGUUGAUCAAAUUGAUCAGUGGUUUCAACGACACAAUACAAACCAUAAAAAUGUUCCUCGACCGUUCACAUUGCCAACCGAUGCAACGUUUCAGGAACGACACGGCUGUUAAACCAAGACCUGACGAUUACUUCCUACAUGGGCUUGUUAAAAGAAUUUAGCCCAAACACAAUAACAUACUUGAUGUUUUGACCCAUAA